Spizellomyces punctatus DAOM BR117 is the source of this 768-nucleotide messenger RNA. RefSeq lists its product as uncharacterized. The record is from RefSeq and is a predicted model, not a curated record. Lineage: Eukaryota; Fungi; Chytridiomycota; Chytridiomycetes; Spizellomycetales; Spizellomycetaceae. Bases 1 to 768 code for a protein of 255 amino acids. The transcript has a single exon.
AUGGCGUACCAGCGUCCUCUAGCGCUAUUUACCUUGCUCACCUUCAUUUUGGUGACAUAUUUUUAUUCACCACGUACAACUUCAUCGUCACCAUACCGAUACGUCUGCGACCUUGGUGCAUACACCCAUUUACCGUAUCUUCCUCCGAUUGAUGACGCCCCCAGCAGCCUCCUUGCAGCAGCAGCAGAGUAUGCAAGCUCAAAAGGCUUGCAAAAAACGACUUACACCCAUGUCUCACGAAUCAAUGGUCAACGAGGGACCUAUCACACAGACUGUUCAUGUUUCGUUUCGUAUUUACUCUAUACGACCGGUCUGACGGCACAUUUGCAAGAUGUGCCCAAAGAGCGCAAUGACACUGCUGUGGAUCCCCCCAUGCCUCGGGCACAAGAUUAUGCAAAUUUCAUUUAUGGCCUAAAUUCCACUCAUCCGAGAUGGAAACGCAUCCACCGUGUCUCAGAUCUCAUUCCAGGAGACUUGAUAACCUGGUCUAUACCCUCUCGAACAACCAACACAGGACACAUGAUGGUCGUCCUAGCAGAUCCUAUCACUAUACCAGUAUCAACAAAUGAAACCUGGGUCCAUGUUGCUGAUGCGAGUUCGAUUACUCAUGAGUGGGAUUCUGCGUGUCAUGAUGGUGUAUGUAAGAGAUGGGGUGUUGGACAGGGGUUUGUCAUGCUGUUAGAAAGGGCGGGUCGCAUUGUGGGCUUUAAAUUUCGGAGCGGGGCUAGAGAGCGGUGGUGGGAAGUCGGCGUGGGGAGGCUCUUGUGA